Molecule: messenger RNA, 1975 nt
Organism: Eurytemora carolleeae
Lineage: Eukaryota; Metazoa; Arthropoda; Copepoda; Calanoida; Temoridae
Exons: 4
Coding region: 1248-1628 (126 amino acids)
Biological process (GO): cristae formation
Cellular component (GO): MICOS complex; mitochondrial crista junction
Source: RefSeq, a predicted model, not a curated record
AUUUUUGUGUGUGUAAAAUUGUAAUUUUUAUGAACUUGGCUCUUAUAUUUGAAAAUUUUAAUAGAAAAUUUGAAUUGUAAGUAGGUUCAAGGAAACCUGGAGACACUUGACAAUUAGAAUCUAAAUGCUAAAUAAUUUGGCUUCUAAAUCUGGAAUUUUUUGUUGUAAAUGAGAGGGGGGGGGGUAAGUUUCCGACAUCAUUUCCAAAAAGUGAUAUUUUUCUUGUAUAAGAGUCUGCAUAUUUAAUUUACCAAAAAUUUUACCAAAUACAAUAUAAUGUAAAGGUUUAGUCAAGAUAGUACUUUAAGAGGUACAUUUUCUUGAGGAAAUAACCCCCUUUCCCUGACCCCCUCAUCAAACAAGAAAGAUUAGAUUACAUGUAGUGUUUCCAGCGAACGAAAACUUUUGCGAUAAAAUAUGAAAAUUUUUGUUAGUGUUUCACAAAUUUUUUCGCUAAAUUGCGCAUUUUUUCGCGAAAAUGUUCACACUUUUCGCGAAAUUUUCGUGAAAUUUUCGCCGGAAACCCUUAAUACAGGGUUAGAAAUUUAAAAAAGGAUUCAAAUUUGCAUGGUACUAUCUAAUGUUUCCCCCCCCCCCUCUCUCAAGCUUUUAAAGUCAUUCACCCCGCCCAUAUAUCCCUCUUGUGCAUUAUUUAGCAUUUAAGUAUUUUGCCGAAGAAUUAAUUUGCAAUUAUUUUAAUUAGAUGAAUGUGAUUUUCAAAUUCUGUUCAUGGAUUGGAUAUUAAACUUUGUUUCCUGGAAUAGAGACGUUUCAUAGAAGAGGGUCGUUAAUUCUUAAAAGUAGUUUCGUAUUUUAAUCUGAAAAAGUGGUACCCAUGCAUCUGUGGAAUAAGACUAAUAAUAGCCCGGCUCAAUCAACACGAAUCAAAGAGAUUGUACACUGUUAAGUGUACAGUGUAGCAGAACCAUUUCAUUUAAUAAUUUGAUUUUCAAUGUCGUCUUUCUAGUCUACAGUUUUAGGGGUGACUGUUAUAAUUAUUUACAACUACUUUUUCGGGAAAUUUAAAAUUUUAUUUUGCCAAGGAUUCCCAUCACUACUGAGGGAACCUGUGGUCAGGUAAAUUUUUUAAUUUUUCCGAAAAUUUGUAAAUGUUAACAAUUUUAUCGUCUUUUAAGAUGUACAUUUUUACACGAAAAUUUCAAAAUUAAUAAAAUCAUCCUCUCUCUUAUAAAAUUACAAUUCAUGAUUAUUUAUCUGAUUCAACUAUUAAACUUUAUAUAUUUCAGAUGAGUAAAAUGUUAAGAUUUGUGGGGCUCGGGCUAAGGUUGGGGGUCUGUGGGGGCUCAGUUCUUUAUAUGCACGAGCAGGGCGUUUUUGGGGACAUUAAACAGGGAGUUGAAGCGUACAAGAAAUUAAAUUCUGUGACAAUAAAAGAUCUUGUUGGAGAGGAAAUUAGUUCCCAGCUUCCUUCUAUUCAGCUUCCUCAGGAGGUGGAGUCUGGUGUAAGUGCUGUAACAGAAACAACUUCUGAUAUAAAAAAGAAUUUCUGGUUCUACUGGAAUUGUGGUGUAAACAGUGUGUUCUCAGGACUAGUUAAUCUUCCCAGUACAACACUGCAGUACGCUAACCUUGCAGUACAGAAAAUUCAGGAUAGCAUCAAGGAAUAAAUUUGAGACAGACGGCAGCGGAGAUCUUACAGCUUUCUACAAACAUAUCACAGCUGUCCAAGCAUCUCACAGAUGUCAACAAACCUUUCACAGCUGUCAAAAAACAACUUACAGCUGUCAACAAGCAUCUCACAGUUGUCAACUAACUACUCACAGCUGUCAAUUGACAUCUCACCACUAUCCACAGACAUCUUAUGAUCUAACAGCUGUUAUCAGACAUCUACCAGUGGACAAAGUGUAGUGAUAUUCCAGUCAAAUUUUGUUUUAAAAUUAGUAAUAUAUAAAUUAGUGCAUUAUUUAUAAAAAAAAAAUUAAAUGAACUUAUAGUUUACAUGGUUUCAGAAAAA